AUUUCCCCAGAUAAAGAUUUUCAGUUUCAGAAUGACAUUCACAUCCUGUUCAUGGAAUCCAUUUUAUUCUGAUUAGACACUAUCUUCCGCGUUUAAUUUCUUGUUAUUCUUAACCAAGAAAAGGGUAGGAACCAAAAAAGGAAACUAAAACUUGUUCUUAGAACAGGACUGUAAACGCCUUCACUGUUCAGGAACAUCUCCGUGAAAAUUUGAUGGAGAGCUACUAUGGGACAGACAACACCCGGCCAACGCGACCUUUCGAUGGAAGCUGUCUUUCUUCCCAUGUUGUUUCGGAUGACUGUCCGACGAAAACAAUGAUGCAAGUGGAAACGGAUGCAGUCCCAAUCUCGUCAUCUAAAGAAGAAACUCCAAUUAAAAAGAAGCCUGGCAUGGAUUUAAAAACUUAUGGUGAUGACACAGUUGAAAGCUCUGGGAUGGACUCGAUGCCCACGUCCAACUGCAAGUAUCCGAUUGAGGCAGAUCCAGAGAUAGGUGAUAGUUCGGGGAAAGGAAGUCCCAUUGAUGAUGCCAAAGCUAAACGCGUCCAGGAUGAAGAGAUAUCGAGCUCAUCAAAACCCAGGGAAAUGGAGAUGGAUGAGAACGGCUUCCCUGUUGGUCUGGAGAAGAUGAAGUUUGCCGAUGUUAUUAUCCCAGAGGACGAAUAUCCAGAUUGGAAAAAAGAAGGACAGUAUGAUGGGUUGUUGGUGUAUCAUGAAAAAGAUGAAAAAUGUGCACUGGAAUUUCUUGAAAAAGUACAACGUCACAAACGACCAGAUGGAACACCCUUGCGGAUCUCUUAUCUUCAGCAGAUUGCAGAUGAAGCGGGAAAGAAUGAAAAUGAAAAGUUGGAGUAUUAUUGUAAUAAGAGCACAUAUCUGAUGAUGUUCCUUACCAAAAACUUUUGUGAAGACCUGCAAUGGAUGUACUUUUACCAGCAUAGAAUUGUCAUACAUUCAGUUACAGACAUGACAAAAAGAUGGUGUGCGAUCCCAAUUCACACAGAGUAUUGGAGGAAACCCAAGUCGUAUAAAACACCGUUUGCAUUACAAGGUAUUCGAGGAAUCUGUUUGGAGGACAGCCAUUGGGAGGAAGGUGCAGAGCGAAUGUUUCGGGAAAGAUUCAAACUUCUCAAAGAUCGACUCUACGAGGAGAACUUGAAAUUUAAACGUUGGUAUAUGCGGGAGCAGGGGACACGCCUGAUAAAAUGGAAAAAGGACAAGAAGUUAUAUCUGGAAAAACUGAAGAAGGAUGAAGAAGAAAUGCAAAAGCAACUUGAAGCCGGAGAGAGUGAGCCAAUGGAGCAAGAUAUGCCACACCCCUCGGCUCCUGGUGUCCAAGUCCAGAGAAAUGUGGGUGCUUCAGCCGAGCGUAGUCCACCAAGGGCCCCAGGCAAUGCAUGGACAACUCCUGCACAAAACGCCUCUGCUGCGGCAACUGGUACAGCUGUUCAGCCACCAGCCACAAUGUCACCCGAACAAUUGCAACAAAUGUUUAUGGCUAUACAGCAGAACCCACAACUGUUGCAGUCCUUGCAAGGCCUUUCUGGGGGUCAAGGUCCUGUCAUCAACAUAAGUGCAGAUGUUGUGAAUUUUGGGAACCAAAGCCAGACGACCAUUCAGAAGCCUGGAGAAGGAGAGGAUGAUGACGAUGAUUACUGAUAAUAAAUAUUAUGUCAACAGAUGCUGGUUCGAUGCAGUAUAUACUCCGGGAUCAUCUACCACAUCCUCCCAUUAUUGACUUGAGAGAAUUGCCGCACAAAAUUGGAGACUAAAAAGACCAGCAUUAUCCAAAUGAAAUGUGCUACUGUAAUAUAAGGGACAUUCAUCUUUAAUUCCCAAGGUGGUCAUUCUGACAACACUUUGCCUUAUAUUUUGAGGCAAAGUCAGCAGCCAGACCAUUGAAAUUUCAAACAGAGUUUCUUAUAUUAUGUAUGUGUAGAUAGAAAAGAUGUCUUGUAUUCAUUGUGAUUUGAGUGACUCCCAGAUCAAGUUUCAUAACAUGAGUAUUGGUAGGAACUAAGCAGUCAAAUUGGUAAUCUCCUAAGUGCACAAUAAGUGAACAUGUGAUGUACAUACUUAUGUUUGUUGUGGUGAGCAAAAUAAAAAAAGAGUAGAACCACUUUCUAUCCAAGAUAGUUGAGCCAUCUUCUUCAAACUGCCAAAAAUCAUGAAAUAUGAAUUUUUUUAUUGAAAAAUAGAAAUUUGCCAGAAGAAAAUUUGUGGAAAGAAAUCCCUUUGAGAAGUCCCACUGUGCAAAAACUACUGAUUUAUUCAGUUUGGUUUAUCGUAAAUCUGAUAUUUAUUACCUAAGAGGAGUUUUACAUUGGAAUUGUAAAAUGAAAUGCUUGAUUAUAGACAAUAUUGUAUGUAAACUUUUGAACUAUUCCACAAAAUGAAAUAAAAAUCAUCUAUAUAGUGGACGUA
This is a messenger RNA of Lineus longissimus, 2423 nucleotides long. RefSeq lists its product as uncharacterized. The coding region runs from base 213 to 1658 and encodes 481 amino acids. NCBI's taxonomy places the organism in Eukaryota, Metazoa, Nemertea, Pilidiophora, Heteronemertea, Lineidae. The transcript is spliced from 4 exons. The record is from RefSeq and is a predicted model, not a curated record.